AUGGGCUCCCCCGACGAAGCAUAUCUCCUCAGCCGUGAUGCGGAAGAGUCAAAACGACUCAACGCCCAGCAUGUCUUCCUAGUAGAUGUCAUCGGAGGCACACCAAUCCACCCAUCCAUUCCGACAGAGAACAUUCAGACCAUUGCAGAUGCAGGCACAGGCACCGGUAUCUGGCUCGUCGACGUCGCAACCACACUCAACAAGCUCCACCCACAGCGCGAAACCAAACUCGACCUCCACGGCUUCGAUAUCUCGCCCGCCCAGUUCCCGUUCACCAAACUGCGCGAACCGCGCCAUGAAAUCCGUCUCUCAGUCCAAGAUAUCACAUGCCCGUUUCCAAAGGAGUACCACAACCGCUUCGAUCUCGUGCACGUCCGGCUACUCGCCGGCGCAAUGAAAGAGGCAGACUACCCCGCAACGGUGCGAAACCUCUACAAUAUCCUCAAACCCGGCGGCCACCUGCAAUGGGACGACUGCGACACCACCGCCUUCACCACCACAAACCCGACCCCGACCGCCCUCGAAAUGGCCCGCGUUGUCGUCGACGCCGUCCACAAGCUCGGCCUCUGCGCCUCCGCGCCCCAGCUCGUCCACGCCCUCGCGCAGCAGACCGGCUUCGUCGACACACGCCUCUACCCGCACAGCACCGCGAACCGGCCGCGGCUGCAUGCGCCGGCGCGCGCGUGGCUGAUGCAGGCGUGUCGCGCGCUCAUGCCGCAUGCGAUGGUCAAGUCCGGGGAGGCGGGGGAUGAGAAGUGGGCGGUUGCGCGCGCGGAGCGCCUGGUUGCGGAGUUUGGGGAGCAGUGUGCGGGGUCGGUGCCGUUGGUGAAUUUGUAUGCUGUUGUGGCGAGGAAGCCGGGGGGGAAGGAAGAGCCGGGGGCGUGGACGUGGGGGUGUGGGUGUGCAAUCAUGUAG
Molecule: messenger RNA, 915 nt
Organism: Aspergillus clavatus NRRL 1
Lineage: Eukaryota; Fungi; Ascomycota; Eurotiomycetes; Eurotiales; Aspergillaceae
Product: putative LaeA-like methyltransferase
Exons: 4
Coding region: 1-915 (304 amino acids)
Source: RefSeq, a predicted model, not a curated record